Messenger RNA from Cuscuta epithymum, 1747 nucleotides. NCBI's taxonomy places the organism in Eukaryota, Viridiplantae, Streptophyta, Magnoliopsida, Solanales, Convolvulaceae. The record is from the annotation of a GenBank genome assembly.
AAAAAGGCUGGCAUGGUUGCGGGGGAAGGAGGAUAGAGCUAGUGUUCUAGAAUUUCUGAGAGUCCGAGCUACGCUACAAGUGUUGUUGGAGAAGGAAAAUCUUUUUUGGAAGCAGCGAGCCAAAGAGUUCUGGCUUCGAGAGGGGGACAUAAAUUCUCGUUUUUUCCAUAAUGCUGUCAAACAGAGAAGAAGGAGAAAUAAAAUGACUGGUAUCCGGAAAGCGGAUGGGUCGUGGAUUACGGACAGGGGUGAGCUGGGGGCAUCUGUCUUGGAUUAUUUUUUAUCUCUUUUUCAGGCUCCGGGGAGAACCAGCACCAGAGAUAUUCGUGGAGAUUUUGUUCAAGUUACGAAUGAACAAAAUAAUAUGUUGACUAGGCCUAUUAGUCCAGAGGAAGUUAAGGCGGCAAUUUUUGACAUGCACCCGGAGAAGGCGCCGGGGUCAGAUGGCAUGAAUCCAGCUUUCUUUCAGGCAUAUUGGGAUAUUGUGGGCCCGGAGAUUUCAGCUUUAUGUGCCACUAUGUUUGAGACAGGUAAGUUGGCGGAUAACAUUAAUAUUACGAAUAUUGUUCUCAUUCCUAAAAAAGAGAAACCGGAGGACAUGGGCGACUGGAGACCAAUUGCGUUGUGCAAUGUGGUUUAUAAAAUUUUUUCUAAAGUGUUAGCUAACAGGAUUAAGGGUAUUUUGAGCUCUUUAGUUGGGGAAAGCCAAAGUGCUUUUAUACCAGGACGAUCUAUUAUUGAUAACAUCAUUGUUGCCUUCGAGACUCAACAUUUUUUGAGGAGGAAAAAUACUGGAAAGGAGGGUUUUAUUGCCCUUAAACUUGACAUGAGUAAGGCAUAUGAUCGAGUGGACUGGGAUUUUUUGGAAGGAAUUUUGAUUAAAAUGGGAUUUUGCGACCGGUGGGUGCAUAUGGUAAUGGAGUGUGUCAGGACGGUCAACUAUUACAUCCAGUUUGACGGUGAUUUUUUGGGGCCUGUCUAUCCGGGUAGGGGCUUGCGCCAGGGGGACCCCCUAUCCCCCUAUCUAUUUAUUCUUGUUGCUGAGGGGUUGAGUGCUUUGAUUAGAAAAGCGGAACAGAGGGGAAACAUUCACGGAGUGGCGGUCUGUAGAGGGGCCCCACGUGUUUCUCAUUUAUUUUUUGCUGAUGAUAGCUUUUUGUUCUUUAAAGCUUCAGGUCAUGAAUGUAAUGCUGUUAAGGAGAUUUUGCAAGAGUAUGAGGAAACUUCUGGGCAGGCGAUUAAUUUUUCCAAGUCUACGGUAACAUUCAGCCAGAACGUUAUUGACACCUUUAAAAAUUAUUGUUGUACUUUUUUUGGAGUGCCGCAGGAGGGAGGGCAUCAGAAAUAUCUGGGGUUACCGAGUAUUAUUGGGAGAGGAAAAUCAGCUAUUCUUGGCUUCAUUCGAGAGAGAAUUUUUAAUCGAAUUAAAAGCUGGAAUAAUAGAUUUUUAUCUCGGGCAGGGAGGGCUGUGUUGUUGCGGAAUGUGGUGCAAGCUAUGCCUACUUAUGCCAUGAAUGUAUUUCUGUUACCCCGAGAUUUAUGUGAUGAAAUCGAAAAACUUAUGAAUGGGUUCUGGUGGAAAGGCACUAAGUUUGAACAGAGAGGUAUCAGGUGGCGCAGGUGGGAGCUCAUGUGUAAGCCGAAAGGUAUGGGAGGCCUGGGGUUCAGGAAAUUGAGGGAAUUUAACAUUGCCAUGCUGGCAAAGCAAGGAUGGAGGCUUCUUUCAAAUCCGGAGAGCUUGAUGGCG